Emys orbicularis (European pond turtle) is the source of this 1542-nucleotide messenger RNA. RefSeq names its product syntaphilin (gene SNPH). Gene Ontology annotation, biological process: neuron differentiation. Bases 4 to 1542 code for a protein of 512 amino acids. Lineage: Eukaryota; Metazoa; Chordata; Testudines; Emydidae. Gene Ontology annotation, cellular component: cytoplasmic microtubule; mitochondrion. The transcript has 4 exons. The record is from RefSeq and is a predicted model, not a curated record.
GCUAUGUCCCUGCCGGGAAGCAGACGGUCCUCCACUGGCUCUCGAAGGCGCCCCUCUCCCCCCGUCAGCAUGCGGGACACCUACGGCACCUCUUCGCUGAGCAGCAGCAGCAACUCGGGCUCCUGCAAGGGCAGCGACAGCAGCCCCACCCCAAGGCGACCCGUCAAGUACAGUCUGUGCAGCGAUAACCAUGGGAUAAAGCCCCCCACUCCUGAGCAGUACCUGACCCCCCUCCAGCAGAAGGAGGUCUGCAUUAGACACCUGAAGGCCCGGCUGAAGGACACCCAAGAGAGACUCCAGGACAGGGAUACUGAGAUUGAGGAUCUGAAGACCCAGCUCUCGAGGAUGCAGGAGGACUGGAUCGAGGAAGAGUGCCACCGUGUGGAAGCCCAGCUGGCACUCAAGGAGGCCCGGAAAGAGAUCAAACAGCUGAAGCAGGUGAUUGACACCGUGAAGAACAACCUGAUGGAGAAGGACAAAGGCCUACAGAAAUACUUUGUGGACAUCAACAUCCAGAAUAGGAAGCUGGAGACCCUGCUGCACAGCAUGGAGAUAGCACAGAACGGGGCUGUGAAGGAGGAAGGGGCCGGGGAGUCGGCAGGGGGCUCUCCAGCCCGGUCCCUCACCCGCAGCUCCACCUACACCAAGCUGAGUGACCAGGCAGCAGGGGACAGGAACGCUGGGGACUCACAGACCCUGUCAGCUGAGGAGGUGGUGGACAGUGGCUUCGUGGCUGCAGAUGACUCGCUAAGCCGGACGGACUUGCUGGAGCAGAGCAGCCUGCUCUCAUCAGGGGUAGAGUUCUGCACCGAGGAGGGGUCUCUACAGAGCUCCUUCACGCUGGGCUCCAGACUUCCCACCAGCUCCACCUAUGAGAAACUGAUGGGUACGCAAGGCAGCGUGGAGGCUGGAGUGCAGGCGAGCUGCAUGCAGGAGCAGGCCAUCCAAACUGACUUUGUGCAUUACCAGCCGGACCUGGACACUAUCCUGGAAAAGGUCAUGAAGUCCCAGGCUUGCAGCCUGGGCAGCCCCACUUCCGUGUGGGUGUCCGAAAUGGAAGACAUCGUGCCCAGCUCCGAGACUCAGGCCCAGAACUUCUCCGGGACCACAGACUUGAUGGCGACUGAACCCAACUCCGCUGUGGUGGUGACCGCAGGAGAUGGGCCAGAGACUCCGGAGGGGCAAGAGGGCUGCCCGGGACUGGUGACCAUGAACCCUGCUGUGCACCAGCCCUCUAGCACUAGCCAGUCGGUGAGCGUCGUUUGCACCCUGGAGGAAGACGCUGCCGAGCUGAGCCAAGAAGCCACAGUACCGAAAAGCUAUUGGAGCCGCCAUUUCAUUGUGGAUCUCUUGGCCGUGGUGGUGCCGGCGGUGCCCACGGUAGCCUGGCUGUGCCGUACUCAGCGGAGGCAGGGCCAGCCCAUAUACAACAUCAGCUCGCUGCUCCGCGGGUGCUGCACGGUCGCUCUGCACUCCUUACGGAAGAUCAACUGUCGCUCUGUUAGCAACAUGGGAGGUAGCAGCGGCAGCUCCCAGCCAUAA